Artibeus jamaicensis (Jamaican fruit-eating bat) is the source of this 582-nucleotide messenger RNA. Its product is annotated as histone H2A-Bbd type 2/3-like. Gene Ontology annotation, molecular function: DNA binding; structural constituent of chromatin; protein heterodimerization activity. The transcript has a single exon. The record is from RefSeq and is a predicted model, not a curated record. Bases 1 to 582 code for a protein of 193 amino acids. Gene Ontology annotation, cellular component: nucleosome. Lineage: Eukaryota; Metazoa; Chordata; Mammalia; Chiroptera; Phyllostomidae.
AUGCCUGGUCGAAGGAGCCGUAGGGGGUCGUCUGGUACCGGUCACCAUCGCCAGAGGCGGAUCCGCACCCGUACCUCCAGAGCUGAGCUGCUUUUCUCCGUCAGCCACGUGGAGCGCCUCCUGCGCGAAGGCCACUACGCCCGGCAUCUGACCUCAUCCGCACCCGUGUUCCUUGCUGCCAUCAUACAAUAUCUGACCGCCACGGUCCUGCAGCUGGCCGGGAACGAGGCCCAGAGGAGCGGCUGCAGGCGCAUCACCCCAGAGCUGGUGGACAUGGCCAUCCACAACAACGCCCUGAUCAGUGUCUUCUUUGAGGGUGUCAUUGUUUCCCUAGUGGGCCCCGGGCUGGCAGUAGCUGCCCAACUGGACAUGGGUUCUCCGGGCCUCAACCCCAGGGCGCCAGGCCUCUUUGCAGCCCAAGCAGCCCAAGCCCGGCUGGUGCCUUGGGCAAAGCUAUUGAAAAUAAACUGUUUACUCUUGAAAGAAACCCAUGUGCCUGCUUCGGUCACUGUGUCUGCGUGGGGGUUGAGGGACAGAAGUCAUUGGAGGGAUCGGGGCAGGGUGGUGUCUGCCAGCGGGUGA